GGGGUGUUUGGAGUAGGUGGGUGGUGUUGGUGAGUAAGAAUAGGAAAGGGAGAAAAUGGAGAAGAUAUUGAGAGUCUUCUUUGGCUCUAACGACACCCUUCACUUCUCUAACCCUAAUUAUAAUACUUUACCCAAAACCCAUCAUCUCUUUCUUAUUCUCUCUUUUUCAUCAACUCUUUUCCUCCCUCUUCUCAAUUAUAUAUUAUCUUUAUCUUUCCUCUUCGUUAAUUCACUCUUUUUGUUUCUUCUUUUCUGCGAACUUAGGGCGGAUGCUUUUCAAUUUUGUGCCAUUCACAAGUUGCCAGUUUGGUGCAGCAAUUACCAAACUCAUUUAGCAACUGUCGUCUUUUUGCCGUGAUUAGUACACGUGUUGCUGGUGGGACCUACUCUUUAUGUAUGUCAUGGAUGAAUCUGGUGGCACUCGAUUUGAAGGGAUCAAUGCUACUGUUAGAAAGAAAAGAAGCCACAUGUUGCGGCGACCUAGACCAGAGAUACUGGUUUUUCAUGAAAGCCGUGAUCAGUCACCCUUAACACUAGUUUCAGAUGAUGUUGGUAGGGUUUCCAGUGAUGAGAACACUGGUGAUGCCGAUGCUGGACGGAAAAUGUUCAACCUUAAUCAUUGCAUGUCUAGAGGCUCUGCUUCGAGAGUGGAUGAGGACUACACUGUUAAGAAGAAUAAGGAUACCGGAUCUAGCUUGUUAUACAGUAAUGGAGGUCCAGGAGAUGAUACAUAUUCCCGGAAGGGCUCCUCUCUUAGGAAAUCAGGAACUGUUCAGGAUGGCGUUUGCAAUGAUAACAAGCUGAAAAAGGUUAAGCUGAAAGUUGGGGGUGUGACGCGCACCAUUCAAACCAAAACCGAUUCUCAUGGUGCAUAUGGUGGUGGUUUGUCUACUAAAAGUGCUCGAGCCUUAGGUGCCUCGCUGCCACGGCAGAAACUUGCCCAGCAGGACACUUCGAGUGAAGACGGUCUUUCGGAAAAGAAAAGUGAGUCGCAAGGAAAUUUGUGGAGAGAUUCACCAAGAGGCACUUUUGAUGCUGGCAAAGACAAUAUGGGGAAGACACCAAUGACAAAUGCCUUCCAAAAAAGAGGUGACAAGUCAGAUCCAACUCGUAAGAGUAAGAGGGCGCCGAAAAGGCGUGUCUCGGAGGGGUUUGAUGAGGAUGACGAUGAUGAUGAAAUUCGAUACUUGGAGAAGCUUAAAACCUCAAAGUUUGCAGGAUAUAAAGAUUUUGAGGAGGAAUUGACCAAGAAAAGAAGUUUUUCCCGUGUUUCAAAGGUUUGUAAGUAUGAAAAGGAUGAAAAUGUGGGAAGUUCAAGGAAAGAUGUAAGGAAGAAAUCAGAAGAAGGUCCUGAGGACACUGAUUAUGAGGUGGAAGAGCUCCUGUCUGAUGGUGAGCCUGAAGGAAGAAAGAAGCAGAAACAAAGGAAGGAAUCCUCAGAUUCACCAAUUGAAACGAUGAGAGGAGAAAUGACUCUUACAACACGUCAACGAGCUCUCCUAUCUAGCAAAGAUUCUACUGCUUCUUCUGUGAGUCAAAUUGAGUUCCCUGAUGGUUUACCACCGGCGCCACCUCGAAAGCAAAAGGAAAAGCUCACAGAUGUUGAGCAGCAACUGAAGAAAGCGGAGGCUGCUCAGAAACGUAGAAUGCAAAAUGAGAAGGCUGCGCGUGAAUCAGAGGCUGAGGCAAUUAGGAAAAUUCUAGGUCAAGAUUCAAAUAGGAAGAAGCGAGAAGAUAAAAUAAAGAAGCGGCAGGAAGAGUUGGCACAGGAGAAGGCUGCCAAAGAGCAGAUGCUUGCGAAAAGCACUAUCAGAGUGGUUAUGGGCCCUACUGGGACUGUUGUGACAUUUCCUGAAGAUAUGGGUUUACCUCAUUUUUUUGACUCUAAACCUUGCAGUUACCCUCCUCCUCGUGAGCAAUGUGCUGGGCCUUCCUGUAUGAAUCCAUACAAGUACCGUGAUUCUAAGACAAAUCUUCCUCUUUGCAGUCUCCAGUGCUACAAGGCAAUUCAUGAAAACACAGGCUUGAAAGCCUGCUAAAAAUUGUUAACAUAUGCUCUUGCAUAUUGUGUAGAUUCAAGCAAGGAUAAUGAGGAUAUCUUUUCCAUAUAUAGGAAUCAAGACUAGCUAUAUCUGGGAACAAAUUGUGUACAUGAUUUUUUGUUGCCUCAUAAAUGUAUGCCACCCUGCCCCUAGUCCAUUUGUCAUUCCUCCUUUUCUAUUUGUUUUUCCCUAUUUGUAUAUUUUUCUAAUCAUUGGUCAACCUCAUUGCUGCAUAGUCAUGCCAUUUUUGGUGAUUGUUGCCUUUU
Messenger RNA from Nicotiana tabacum (common tobacco), 2308 nucleotides. RefSeq lists its product as uncharacterized. Lineage: Eukaryota; Viridiplantae; Streptophyta; Magnoliopsida; Solanales; Solanaceae. The record is from RefSeq and is a predicted model, not a curated record. Gene Ontology annotation, biological process: chromatin remodeling. Gene Ontology annotation, cellular component: Ino80 complex.